AGUUUGUUCGCGAAUUCAGACCCUUGCAGUCGUUCUCUCUCCCUCUCGCGCGUGCUCACGCUCUCUCCCGCGCAGCAGCAACAAAAAACCAAAAUCCCUUGAAAGAACAACCUAGACAAAAAAAAUUCAAAAUAAUAUUAUAGUACUUGUGUGUCUUUUGUGAGCAACAGCAGAGAUCGGAGUAAGUUUUAAUUUUUGUCUCAGAAUCUGGAGAGCAGAUAGCCCAAAGAAGCCGCAGAAUCCCUUGUAAUGGCUCUACUUCGUUCGCUGAGCUCCCAACGAACAGCCCUUAGUUUGGUCUACGGCCGUAAUAGCAGCAAGUCGAGCAACUCGGUGGUCGUUGCCGCCUGCCGGAGUUACCAUCACCGCGGCAAUAGGAGCUCUUCAACCUGCGGGGAAGCAGCAUCGGAGUCCACAAGCGGGGUCAAUGGGGCGCGCUACCUGCACUCCGGAAACCGGCCGUUGCAGGCCUCGACUCUGGUCCAACCGGACCUGGUGGCUGGCGAGGCGGUGAAGCGGACCGCGAAGCAGAGCUCGUCCCAGGAGCAGAACCCCUCGCCCGCUGGGUCGCCGCAGAGGGAUCCCCUGGACGUAACCUUCAACGAUCCGAUUGCCGCCUUUAAGAGCAAGACAACCGGCGAGCUGAUGCGCGCCUAUUUGGUCUACAUGAUCUGUUCCAGCGAGAAACUGGUUGAGCACAACAUGACGCUGCUGAAACUAGCACGCAACCUGCUCGGCCAGAAGCUAUUCGUCCUGCUGAUGAAGUCCAGCUUUUACGGACACUUUGUGGCAGGCGAGAAUCGGCACACGAUCGUGCCCGCCCUAGAGAGACUAAGAUCGUUCGGUGUUAAGCCGAUUCUCGACUAUUCAGUUGAGGAGGAUAUCAGCCAGGAGGAGGCCGAGAAACGAGAAGUUGAGUCUUCCGUUUCCAGUGCAGGCGACAAAAAAGAGGAGGGCAGCAUGCCGCAGUAUCAUGUGGACAAGUCCUUCGCUGACCGCCGCUACAAAGUGAGCAGUGCUCGAACCUACUUCUACCUAAACGAGGCCACCUGCGAGCGGAACAUGGAGAUCUUCAUUAAGUGUCUGGAGGCCGUUUCGGAUGAUGAUCGAAAGGCGCCCCGGGCAGUGGCCACGGGCGCCACCUUCGGAACCGGCAUCACCGCCAUUAAACUCACAGCCUUGGGCCGUCCACAAUUGCUGCUACAACUGUCCGAGGUUAUUAUGCGCACACGCAAGUACAUGGAGGACAUGGUGGGCGGACAGGGCAAUGUGCUGACCCACCAUAAGACCAUCAAGGAUCUCGAGAAGUAUUACGCCACGCUGGGCGACAAUAAGGAUGUGAAGGAGUUCUUGAACAAUGUGACGUCCGAUAAGGAGGGAAUUUUGCAUCUGUUCCCGUGGUCGGGAAUCGUAGACGAGGACUCGCAGCUAAGCGACACGUUCCGUGUUCCCGAUCCCCAAACCGGCCAGAUGCGUCGACUGAUCUCACAAAUACCGCCCAAAGAGGAGGAGAUGUUCAGGAACAUGAUCCGUCGCCUCAACACGAUUGUAAAGGCUGCUGCCGAUCUGGAUGUGCGCAUCAUGGUAGAUGCGGAGCAGACCUACUUCCAGCCGGCCAUUUCACGCAUCACCCUGGAAAUGAUGCGCAAGUACAACAAAGACAAGGCCAUUGUCUUCAACACGUAUCAGUGUUACCUGCGCGAAACAUUCCGUGAGGUAAACACCGAUCUGGAGCAGGCCAAGCGUCAGAACUUCUACUUUGGUGCCAAGCUGGUGCGCGGUGCCUAUAUGGACCAGGAGCGGGACCGUGCCAAGUCUCUGGGAUAUCCGGAUCCGGUGAAUCCCACGUUCGAGGCAACCACGGACAUGUAUCACAAGACUUUAUCCGAGUGCUUGCGACGCAUUAAGCUGAUGAAGGACUGUGAUGACGAUGCCAGGAAGAUUGGCAUUAUGGUGGCCUCGCACAACGAAGACACCGUGCGCUUUGCCAUCCAGCAGAUGAAGGAAAUCGGCAUUUCGCCGGAGGAUAAGGUGAUCUGCUUCGGUCAGCUUCUGGGCAUGUGCGACUACAUCACCUUCCCACUGGGCCAGGCGGGCUACUCCGCGUACAAGUAUAUCCCGUAUGGUCCUGUGGAGGAGGUGCUGCCCUACUUGUCGCGCCGUGCCCAGGAGAACAAGGGUGUGCUUAAGAAGAUCAAGAAGGAGAAGCGACUGCUGCUCUCCGAAAUUCGGCGCCGUUUACUGCGUGGCCAGCUGUUCUAUAAGCCCAAGGGCAACUAUGUGCCCAUCUAAGCUGGACUGGAUGGAUGAAAUCACUUACUCACCCAAACACACACACCCCCGAGGUGGCAGACCUGUUGGCAUUUAUAUCCGGCUGAGAUAUAGCCAGGACUUCUAUCGCUUCGGGCAUAUUUUAAUGUUUUUUUUUUGUCGUUCUUACUACUCUUACGAAAUUUGCGUAUAUCUACAGUAUAUAUGAAGACUUGUGUGUACACCAAGGAGCGAGGAAGUUCUAACUUACUGUGACCUCUUGCAAAUACGCAGGAUAUUCUUCAUCCACAAAAAACUUCAAUUAGAGACGGUAGCACUGAGCAGUGGUCAUUUUUGAUGAAAAUAUGUAUAUUUUUACGUCUUGUUGCAACAAUAAUUUAAACGAGUUCUGUAUGUGUGUUACAAAGAAAACAAAAAAAUGUAAAAACCAAACUAAAAAACGAAAAAAAAAUGUGAGGAAAGGGAACGAAUGUGGAAGUUCCACAUGGAGGAUAUUAAAAAGGGGAUUGAAUUAAAGCGACAUUUUUUAGCAUCGUAAAAAAUAAAGCAUAAAACGAUAUGGUAUAUACAUAUUAUAUACAAUAUAAUGAGAGCAAAACGUUUAUAGAGAUAUGUACCGAUCUACAUAGACAUUUUUAUGUGUAUGGCUGCAUUUUAGUCUAGAUUCAUUAACUUUGUGUUUGUGCCUCUUCCUCAUUAUCAGUAUCAGUAGAUAUCCAUUCUUAAUUUGCGAUGUGAUUUCAUACUUUGGUUACCCUAAGUUACUACCAUAAACUAUAUAUUUAUAUAGAUCAAUAGCAAGGAAGAGUCCAGGGCAUUUGUUCCUCAAGUUUGUGGCCAUCCCAUCCGAAAUAGUCAAAUAAUACUGUCCAUAGGAACCAGGGAACCGCGCAUACCUAUACCUAAACCUAGCAAGUUUUAUUACGAUUAUGCUAAAUUAACUUAAAUGUAUACGUUUAAUUUAGCACUUAAAGAAGCGAUAUUAUAAAAGUCAUUACUACCGAUAGUCGAUGGAUGAGAAACCGCAACCGCAACCGGCUUCUAUCCCCCUGAUUUUUCCGUUUUCAUAUCCGUUUCCCAUUUCGAUUGCUCAGACAACUAUAUAGACAGACGACAGACUUGGCCAUAUACUAAGGCGCGCAGAUCGAACCGAAUAUUUUUUUAUUACUAUCCUCAUUAUUAUUAUUAUUGUAUUGCAUAAACGCUAUAAAUAAAUGAAUAAAUAAUUGUA
Messenger RNA from Drosophila subpulchrella, 3502 nucleotides. It is a transcript of the gene slgA, whose product is annotated as proline dehydrogenase 1, mitochondrial. Gene Ontology annotation, cellular component: mitochondrion. Gene Ontology annotation, molecular function: proline dehydrogenase activity; FAD binding. The transcript has 12 exons. The record is from RefSeq and is a predicted model, not a curated record. Lineage: Eukaryota; Metazoa; Arthropoda; Insecta; Diptera; Drosophilidae. The coding region runs from base 250 to 2292 and encodes 680 amino acids.